Messenger RNA from Sardina pilchardus (European sardine), 2675 nucleotides. RefSeq names its product neuronal PAS domain protein 1 (gene npas1). Gene Ontology annotation, biological process: regulation of transcription by RNA polymerase II. The record is from RefSeq and is a predicted model, not a curated record. Lineage: Eukaryota; Metazoa; Chordata; Actinopteri; Clupeiformes; Clupeidae. The transcript is spliced from 12 exons. Gene Ontology annotation, molecular function: protein dimerization activity; DNA-binding transcription factor activity, RNA polymerase II-specific; RNA polymerase II transcription regulatory region sequence-specific DNA binding.
UGACUCACUGACUGGCUGAGGUGCCCGUGUGUGUGCCCGUUCCGGUGCCCUGUGCCCCUGGUUCACCCUCCUCUUAUUGCGUUGGCAUUGGGUGCAUCCGAGGUCCGGCGCUGGCUCAGGCUUCGGGGCUGUGGGCUCCGCCCGGCAGGAUGGCAGCCAUGCCCUUCGUCAGCGAGGGCAAGUGUGUGAGCGUGGAGUGGGACUUCCUGCAGGGGCUACUGGCCAAGCCCCCCACGCUGCCCUGCCUGCAGAACCUUCGGAAGGAGAAGUCUCGCAACGCGGCUCGUUCCCGCCGGGGGAAGGAGAACUUUGAGUUUUUCGAGCUGGCCAAGAUGCUCCCGCUGCCCGGCGCCAUCACCAGUCAGCUGGACAAGGCUUCGGUCAUCCGGCUGACCAUCAGCUACCUGCACAUGCGACACUUCGCCAGCCAGGGAGACCCGCCCUGGAACCCCCUGCUGGAGGGAGAGAGUAACUGCGCCAAAGUGCGGCGGACGGCCCAUUCCUUGGCUUCGGACAUAUUUGAACAGCAUCUCGGAGCACACCUGUUGCAGUCGCUGGAUGGCUUUGUGUUUGUGGUGAGCCAGGAGGGGAGAUUCCUGUACAUCUCAGAGACUGUGUCCAUAUACCUGGGCCUGUCACAGGUGGAGCUGACGGGCAGUAGUGUGUUUGACUACAUCCACCCGGCCGACCACGUGGAGAUGGCCGAGAGACUGGGCAUCAGGCCACACCUACGGGCGGAGGCAGGGUGCCAGGUGACCAAUGAGAGUGCUUCCAGCUCGGCCUCCACGCCCUCAUUGGCUGGGACCCCAGAACCAGGUCCGUCCAGUCCCUUGAACCCUGCUGAUGAUCUGCUGGAACGCGGCUUCUUCAUCCGCAUGAAGUCCACCCUCACCAAGCGCGGACUCCACGUCAAGUCCUCCGGCUACAAGGUGAUCCACGUGACGGGUCGGAUUCGCUGUCGCCCGGCGCUGGUGCCCAGCACCGGUCGCUCGCUGCGCCGGCCGCUGGGAUUGGUGGCGCUGGCACACACGCUCCCGCCCUCCACCCUCAACGAGGUGCGCAUGGAGAGCCAGAUGUUCGUCUGCCGCGUCAACAUGGACCUGCAGGUCACCUACUGCGAGAACAGGAUCUCUGAGUAUAUGGACCUGAGCCCUGCGGAGGUGGUGGGGCAGACCUGCUACCAUUUCAUCCACGUGGAGGACCUGGAGAACAUCAGGCAGAGCCACGAAGACUUGUUGCGUAAGGGCCAGGUGGUGACGGGUUACUACCGUUGGCUGCAGAGGAGGGGGGGCUACCUGUGGGUCCAGUCCUGUGCCACCGUCUCCAUCAACCACAAGGCGCCCCACGAGCGCAACAUCAUCUGGGUCAACUACGUCCUCAGUCGUACAGAGCUGCCUGACAUGGCGUUGGAUUUACUACAACUCCCAGAAGGCCUCAGGGCAGAGCGACUGGAGCGUGCCAGCUCAUCCCCUCAUAACAUCUCCCCAAAGGCUGCAGGUACUGUAUGCGAACAUCUCAUUAACACAUGAUAUCACUCACAGUCGGAGCUGAAACAAGCCUACGCCCACCCGCCUUCCAGCCAAUCGGAGGAGCGGAGGAAGCGGGCGCGUCGACACAGCCCCUCCCCCGACGGAGCCCCUCUGGGAGCGCGGAGGCGCGUGCAGGAGUUCCGCCCGCGCGAGGACAGCCCGGCCGUCUCCUCCGAGCCCGGGAGCGAGAGCGACGCGGAGGAAGAGGAGGAGGAGGAGGAGGAGGAGGAAGACGAGGAGCGGGGGAGCGCCUGGGGCGAGCAGCAGGAGGGAGGCAGGGGCAAGAGGGGCAAGGGCGAGGACAUGGGGGCGGUAGCCAAGGCGGCGGGGGCGGCAGGGGUCGGGGGCAACAGAAUCCACAACGGGCGAGCGGUCAUCAGGCAGCUGCGGAGCGCCGUGCCCUCGGCCGUCUCCCCGGGCAUCAAGAUGGAGAGGGACGCGGCCAGCAUCAGCAGCGUGGGCGUCGGCGUGGGCGGAGGAGGAGGAGGAGGUGUAGGAGGCCUGGUGGCCACAGGAGGGCGCUGGUCCACACACACCCAGCCCUCCUCACACACGCCCACCCCCGGCAGCCUGGCCGAGGCCAGCAGUCCCCCCGCCCCGGCGACCGACCCCUCCGACGCCCCGCCCAAGCCCCUGUACCCCCCGCCGCCGCCCUCCUCCGUCUCGCCCCCGGGGCUCUCGCCGCCCUCGCGGGACGAUCGGGGGGUGCUGGGGUCCCACGGCGGGGGCGGUCGAGUGGCGGACUUCGAGCUGCUCCAGAGACUGACGGCGGCGGCGGCGGCUGGCGGAGGGGCCUCGGGGCGGGUGCUGUUCCACCCGCUGGCCCUCGGCCCCCAGGGGCCCCAGAGCCUCUACGCCCCCAGCACCAUCCGCUACGCCCCGCCCGAGCUGCCCCCGUCGCACCCGGCCUCGUCCCCCUCCUCCUCCGCCGCCGCCCAGGGCCUGCGCUCGGACCACGCGGCCAAGGCCGCCGCCUUCUUCCCGCACCUCCAGCGCAUCGCGGCGCUGCCCCCCUUCAGCGGCUUCUCGGCCAGCGAGGCGGCCUUCUCCGCCGGCCUGCCCUUCUGCAUGAACGGCCUCAGGGGAGCCACGGGACCGGAGGAGGACUGAGAGAGAGGGGGAGGAGAGAGAGAGAGAGAGAGAGGG